AUGGAAGAGUCUCCUUCAAAGGAUCUGGCGGCGGACUUGCAAAGCUUUCAUAUAAGCAGUCCUCGGUCGGGUCGAAAGCCCGCAUCGACCGACGCAGCCGCGCCUGAUAUGAUCGGUCGAAAUGUCAUGAAGCAGUACUUGCCCAACAAUGAGUUUGCCGAUUCGAAAUUUGUGUCUUACGUGGGUGAGUCUGAAUCGAAGAGCUACAUCAAGCGGCUGGGCGAUUGGUCUAUGAACUAUGGCACAGUGCAACAGAGAUCGAAGUCACCGGUAAAGAAGGACAAUGAACUACCGCAAUUCAAGCAGUAUUUGAACUUCAGCUUGCCGCAGAAAAAUUCCAAGCAGGAGCUGUCGAGAGAUCCAGAGUCAGAACUGAUUUUGACAGCUUCUCUGAAUGACAUCUCGGGGAUACCGACAAACACCUUCAAGAGACAUGAUCACCAGAUGAAGCGGCAGCAGUUGACAAAUACAGAAAGUUUAUCGCAAGAUGUUGGCGAGCAGGAGGACGAAGAAGAAAAAGGCGCCACCGAUCUUGACGAUGUUGAUCCGGCACUAGAAGCUCGUGGCGUUUUUGACAAUAUUUUGAAAACUCAGAAAUCUAAUUACGAUUUCCAGCAAGGAAGGGACGAACCACUAGCCGGCAGCAGGAAUAGGUAUGAAUCUGAUGGAACUUCAUCGUAUCUUGGUGAAACUCCGUCGUCGCUAUCUCCAAACUUCGAGCCCUACCCAGAAAAGCCGGCGGGCAUAAAACUUAUCACGCCCGAAGAGAUGGGCUUGGUGUUUGAUAAUGUUAAUGGCGUAUGGUACAAGCCACCAGCUAAAAAUCAAGAUAUAUCCAGCAGCCGGACGAUCGAUAACGCGGACUCUACUAUGUCGAACAUUUCCAAGGACCAGCAUGGAAUUGAGGGGAUCAUCGCCGCUUCUGCGAUGAUGAAAUUUGGCAGGAGCAAGAAGGAAGCUAGACCCUCACUGCCUGAAAAUACUGAUACCGUUGAAGAAAGAUAUGAGAUAGAGGAUGAUACACCGCUAGACCUUCCGCAGAUAAGCCCAGAAUAUCUGCUUCAAGCAAAUGCAAUGAAGAACGACAAAAAGUCAUCUGGGAAUAACGCGACCCAAAACAUGAUUGCCAAUGUAACUACCGUCUCGCAGGUGGAGACUUCUUUCCAGCAAAGCAAGCGCGAGCUGAUAUCCAUUAUAACGGACAUUUUGCCAGCACACAAGAUUAGUUGGUCUCGAGUUAGAAGAAUUGAUUUGCAGGACAAACAAUUGAGUCAGGUGAUCGGGCUGAACGAAAUACUGCCACAUCUAACUGAUUGCGAUCUGAGCGAUAAUGAUCUGCGAGGGCUGCUUGGAGUUCCCACCGGUGUUCUACGGCUGUCGUGCCGAAACAAUCGCAUUUCAUCAGCGUACCUUAGCUUAGAUACCCUGCCACACUUGGAAACCAUUGAUCUCUCUCAUAAUUCCAUAGGCCACAAUGUCAACAUAUUAUCGUCCUCGAUUCAUCUGCGACACGUGAAUCUUUCACACAACAAGAUACGGUCAUUAAGCGGAGGGCUAGGUCCCUCUAGGAUAAUAAAGCUGGACUUAUCGAACAACGAUAUCAGCGGCGCAAUAGAUUUCGCUCAAUUGGUCAGACAUGACCGUCACGACGAAGGCGAACGUGGCUGGUUAUCCCUUGAGGAACUUAACCUCAGCAACAAUAAAAUAACGCGGCUCAGAAAUGUCCGCUGUCUGAAAAGCCUAAGGGUACUCAAGAUCGACGGUAAUCCGAUUAAGGAGCUUAUUGAAACAGCCGGUGCCAUAGAAACCACAGUGCGGAGCAAUUUAAGGACAUUAAGCAUAACAAACACUCAAAAUGCACUGACCCGAUUAGGAACGCUCAUUGCGUCCACAACCUUCAGAGAUGAGAUACCCUACCGUAGACUUCGUAUCCUGAGGACCGAUUCCUUCAGCCGAUUCUGCAGAAUACGAUCAAUGCCCAGAACCCUUGAAGAAUUGUCAAUUCAAGGUGGUAAGGUAGAAGCACUUCCCAGCUGGUCGAUCUUCCCGAGCUCUUUACGGAAACUAUCGUUAAAAUCACUACAAGAUCUAAGAGAAAUUCCGCAUACCCUGGCAUACCAACUGCCGAGUUUGCAGGAACUGGAUUUGUCCAGGAAUCAGCUGAACAGCUGCUACAAAUUAGUCCGAGCGCUACCGACCUCAUGUCUAGUGAAGUUAAGCAUCAAAGAUAACCCGCUUUCAAGUUCAGAAAAGGACAAACGUGACCUAACGAAAGUUAUCGGGAUGGUUUGCCCCAGGCUCACGAGUUUUGAGCUAUAG
Molecule: messenger RNA, 2319 nt
Organism: Torulaspora globosa
Lineage: Eukaryota; Fungi; Ascomycota; Saccharomycetes; Saccharomycetales; Saccharomycetaceae
Gene: NUD1
Product: Nud1p
Exons: 1
Coding region: 1-2319 (772 amino acids)
Molecular function (GO): protein binding
Source: RefSeq, a predicted model, not a curated record